AUGGAAACUCCAACAACCAUUGAGAUUCCACAUCCUCCAGAAGAGCAACUCCCACCACCACAACAGCCACCAAAGAAAAAGAAAAUUCAUUAUCCUCGUAUAGGUAAAAAAGUCGGAUUAUCAGAUGAUGAACCAGAUAUCCUCAAUGACAAUUCAUUAAAAUUUGAUGAAUUGAUUGUUAGGAGACGUGCAGCACUUGGACUUUUACCAAAUGUUCAAGAUCCUGAAUCAAAACAAAAUUUUAGACUUUCUGAUUUAAAGAGUUCUAGAUUUUACGAAUUUGGAGAUGGUUUCAAGACUGCUUUUAAUUCAGGAGGCUACCGUUUGUGUCGUUCAAAUCGAGGCUUUAUAUCAGAAGGAAAAUAUUACUGGGAAAUGAUAAUUAUAAGCGCAAACCCAGACUCUCACUGUAGAUUUGGAAUAACAACAUUACGUGCAGGGUUGGAUGUUCCUGUUGGAUAUGAUGAUAGAGGAUACUGCGUAUGUGAUAAAGGAGGGGCUUAUCAUAAUAGAAUUCUUACUCCAAAUACACCUCAAUUUGGAAUGGGCGAUAAAAUUGGAAUUGGCCUUUCUAUUUCUAAAAAUAGCGAAGAUAAACUUGUUGGAGAGAUGAAUUUAUAUAUUAAUCGCAAAUUUGAAAUGACUGUAUUUACGGAUAUUGAUUUUACGAAAAGAUGGUUCCCUUCCUUAUCAAUUUACAAAGGUGCCACCGUUUUGGCAGAAUUCUCACCACAUUGGAGGCCAGAAGGAUAUAUGAACGCUUCUACUUACGAAUUCAACACUCCUGAAUUACCAAUCAGCGUCAAUAUGCUUCUUGCUGCAAUGAGAUCGUUUUCUUCAAGUAACUUACCACCUCAAGAUAUAUACGAUGCAAUUAUGGUUGCCUUAACUCCUAUUUAUGCUAUGCCAUAUUAA
This is a messenger RNA of Trichomonas vaginalis G3, 915 nucleotides long. RefSeq names its product euchromatin binding. Gene Ontology annotation, molecular function: protein binding; transcription cis-regulatory region binding. The coding region runs from base 1 to 915 and encodes 304 amino acids. NCBI's taxonomy places the organism in Eukaryota, Parabasalia, Trichomonadida, Trichomonadidae. Gene Ontology annotation, cellular component: Set1C/COMPASS complex. The transcript has a single exon. The record is from RefSeq and is a predicted model, not a curated record.